Mizuhopecten yessoensis (Yesso scallop) is the source of this 1659-nucleotide messenger RNA. RefSeq lists its product as uncharacterized. Bases 87 to 470 code for a protein of 127 amino acids. Lineage: Eukaryota; Metazoa; Mollusca; Bivalvia; Pectinida; Pectinidae. The record is from RefSeq and is a predicted model, not a curated record. The transcript is spliced from 4 exons.
CCGCCAGCUCCCUCGUCACCAGUCCAACGUGUUCCUUUUACACCAGAAACUACAUAGAUGACUUUCAGAAAAAGUCACGGUCCACUAUGACGUUUGGGAAGACCCUGGACUACACUGAUGUGACGGCGGAUGACUGUGCCAAGCUUUGCGUCACUACAGAGGCUACCAACUGUCAGAGCUUCGCCUUCUGUAAUACAACUCAACUGUGUCGACUGACAAGUAAUCGUCCUCUCAAGAAGGGUGGCAAUGUCACGCAUGACGUCUGUGACCUUUACAUUAGAAAGUACUUCUCAACCGGUCAUUCGCAGGCUAGUUCAAACACGGGCUAUAGUGCAGGCGCCAUGGCUGGUGUAGGCAUUGGACUGUUCCUUCCCGGUCUUCUGAUUGGGGCCCUCGUUACAUUCUACUUCCGGCGGAAACACGACCAGUCUCUGGAGGCACUGGACAUGCAGCAGAUAGUCAAAGACUGAUAUGAUGUUUAGGCGGAUUUUGAUUUCAUAUAUUCCAUGAGACUUCUUCCGAAUCACGUGAUAUCUAGUUCGAGAGAGCGUUUGACGCACGAGACGUGUGAAAGAUUGUUAUAGUCUCGUAUUAUGUGGAAAACGUUAUGUUCCGAACCUCUAAAUGGAAGUGAAUACCUCAUCAUUCUUUUUCAAAAUUUUCACUAAAUGUUUUGUUUGUAUUUUUUCUAUAACAUCGAUAUAUCAAACACAUAGUGUCAGACAGAAUGUUUCAGUUUCAAAAAACAUUUGGGAAAGAAUCACUUUUGAUAAAUGACAUUUCUAUUUUCGGUGUUAUUUUUCAUAAACGCUUACAUGAUAUUUAAUGCAAAGAUGUAUAUGUAUUGAGACUGAACGUCUCAGUUCCAUUUCAGGUGUACUUUAAAUCAACAUUUAAAAUGUCAGUUUGAAAGUAAAAAAAAGUCUUUUUGGGAAGAAUAUAUAUUCGAACAUUAUAUUGACACUUUCUAUAAAACAACCUACAGAAUACUUGAUUUUAUCGUAAAAAUACUAAUAUCAUUCCGUUUGUUUAAAAAAAUCAUAUGAAUUCAGCUUUAAAAUGAUACAAACGAUUUUGGUUUCUAUAUGCAAUGUUUUUAAUCAGUGUAUAAACAUUUACUUGUAAUAUUUGGUACAUUAAAAUUUUAUUUAGAAAGUUAUUUUUUUUUUUAUCUCGACCACAUAUUUUCAAGCAGAUAUUAGAAGAAUACAACCGUUGUAUUUAGACAUUAUUGGCAUUAAUAAGUUUCAUUCCAGUAUUAUUCAUUGUUUCUAAUACUUAUCUAUUUCUGUAACAUGUUCAGUGCUGUUUGUGUUCACUGUUGACGUAAGAUGCUGUCAGCCCUAUGUCUCUCAUGUAAAACGUGCAAUAUGUCUUUUCAUCAAGACAAUGAGUCCAACGCUUGUUCAGGCAAGCGUUAGAUCCUUGGUAGAUGCUUCAAUAUUUAUUUCUACGUUGUUUCACGGUCAUUUUCAUUAAUAGUUGUGUUUGUUUAACAUACAAAACUGUUUACUAUUGAUAUAGACUGUUGUGUCAUCUUUUAAAGCAGCUACGUCAAAUACUUUUGUUUUGUUUGUUUGUGUUUUACGUCCUAUUACCAGCUAUGGCCAUUCAGGGACGAGUGAGCACUAUAAAAUCGGCACAAACACGAAUAUAUCG